GAGACCAUCUCACCAGUCCCAGCCCUUUGGACACAGGAGGAGGCAAAGCCCUGGGGGAGGCAAGUGCUGUGCCCUGAGUUUGCACAGCUAGAACCACGGCAUUGCUUCUGUGGUUAUGAUGAAGUGAUUAUGAUUAGAAAAGAUGAUUGGGACUAGGAAGUCAAGGUGGUGAUGCAGAAAGAUUGAUGUCACCAGCCAGCUUUGUCAGAUGGGUGUGAGCUGGCCACAUGGAUGAUCUCACUUAACGAGGAACUCAGACUCAGAGUCGGACUCAUGGUCAUUCCAGGAAAAAAAAUGUGCCCUUGGCCACUGAGUGUUGCUGAGAGGGAAGACUGGCUGGAGGACUCUGGUGUAGCGGUGAGAAAUAUUGGAGCAUGAGUUUCAAGUCACAAUCCAUCGGGAUCAUCGGAGCUCCUUUCUCCAAGGGUCAGCCACGAGGAGGGGUGGAAGAAGGCCCUACAGCAUUGAGAAAGGCUGGUCUGCUUGAGAAACUUAAAGAACAAGAGUGUGAUGUGAAAGAUUACGGGGACCUGUGCUUUGCUGAUGUCCCUAAUGACACUCCCUUUCAAAUAGUGAAGAAUCCAAGGUCUGUGGGAAAAGCAAAUCAACAGCUGGCUGAUGUGGUGGCAGAAAUCAAGAAGAACGGAAGGACCAGCCUUGUACUGGGCGGAGACCACAGUAUGGCGAUUGGCAGCAUCUCUGGCCAUGCCAGGGUCCACCCAGAUCUCUGUGUCAUUUGGGUGGAUGCUCACACCGACAUCAACACUCCACUGACAACCACGACCGGGAACUUACAUGGACAGCCUGUGUCUUUUCUCCUGAAGGAACUAAAGGAAAAGAUUCCCGAGGUCCCAGGACUUUCCUGGGUGACUCCCUGCCUAUCUGCCAAAGAUAUUGUGUAUAUUGGCCUGAGAGACGUGGACCCUGCAGAACACUAUAUUUUGAAAACUCUGGGCAUUAAAUACUUUUCAAUGAUUGAAGUGGAUAAGCUGGGAAUUGGCAAGGUGAUGGAAGAAGCAUUCAGCUAUCUACUAGGAAGAAAGAAAAGGCCAAUUCAUUUGAGCUUUGAUGUGGAUGGACUGGAUCCAUUUUUCACACCGGCCACUGGCACACCAGUCCAUGGAGGUCUGUCUUAUAGAGAAGGUAUCUACAUCACGGAAGAAAUUUACAAAACAGGGCUACUGUCAGGAUUAGAUAUCAUGGAAGUGAAUCCAUCUCUGGGGAAGACACCAGAAGAAGUAACUCGGACGGUGAACACGGCAGUAGCACUGGUCUUGGCUUGUUUUGGAGUUGCUCGGGAGGGUAACCAUAAGCCUAUUGAUUACCUGAAACCACCUAAGUAAAUGGAAACAUUACAUGAAAAUCUCACAGCUGAUGACAUAAUUAGCAAAUCUAACAGUUUAGUUAAACUUACAGUUAUCUUCCCGAUUGGACUUUCAGAAAAAUGUUUUGCCCUGGUAAAUAUGAGUACCAUUAGUAUAAACUGUAUCAAUUCCCUCUUGGUGUGAAAAUCAAGAUAUGGAACUGCUAGCUUUUGUGAAAUUAAAAAACUUAUUAUUCCCAAUUUGGCAAAGGACUUAUCUUUAGAAAGAAAUAUGCAUUAAUUCCAAAGAAAAAAUUGGUAGCAUUAAAUAUAAACAUACACCUCCAUCAGCCCCCACACAUAGAGUGGGACUCUUGAUAUCAGGAGAUAAAGCUACCCAACCUGGAAAGGACCAUAGUUCCACAUUCUUCAAAGAUGUAAUCUCUAGAGACCUCUUUUUUUCUUUAUCCCAAGAUUCUGUUGUCCCUACAAAGGUUUCUAAACACAUGCAAAAUACACACACACACAUUCUGCUUAAGACUACUAUAAAUAUUUAAAAAGCUGCAGUGAAAUCAUUAUCUCCCAAACACUGUAAGAAUUUGUGAAGCUACUUAAACUCUUUGGCUCUGGUUCCUUCACCUGUAACAUGGGUAAUCACGACACUUGGGCCAUCUACAAGCUCAUUAAUGUUAGAUGAGUUUGACUUUUUCUAAACUUCAAACAUGAUAUUGGUUGAUAUUUUAGGCAUGGCUUCUAUUCAGAUAGCCUUUCGGGAAAUAGAGGAAAGACAUCAAACUACUUUGUUUCCAAGAUAUGCUAAUUUAGACAGGGAUUUGACCUAAAAUUAUCUGUGGCUUCCAAGUGCCCCCUUUCAUUCUUUGCAAUGACAGUGUAUCUCAAUGGUUGAAUUCCUAAACAUCCUAAAAACUCAUCUUGGCUCUGUUAUAUAGUGAAGAAAAUAGACAAAUGAGAAUAAACUAUAAUCAAAACAA
Molecule: messenger RNA, 2295 nt
Organism: Sus scrofa (pig)
Lineage: Eukaryota; Metazoa; Chordata; Mammalia; Artiodactyla; Suidae
Source: RefSeq, a predicted model, not a curated record